Gryllus bimaculatus (two-spotted cricket) is the source of this 540-nucleotide messenger RNA. The record is from the annotation of a GenBank genome assembly. Lineage: Eukaryota; Metazoa; Arthropoda; Insecta; Orthoptera; Gryllidae.
AGUCGAAACAAAGUGAAGGAUCGACCCAGCAAGUCAUCAAGUAGAGAAUCGACCCAGCAGUCAUCUAAUGGGGGAUGGACCCAGCAAGUCGAUUCAUUAGGAUCACCAGCAAGUCAAUCAAUGGGGGAUGACCCCAAGCAAGUCGAUCAAAUAGGAUCAGACCAGCAAGUCGAUAUCAAUUUCGUGCCAAAAUGCAAAACGGUGUGGUUUAUUAAAAGUGUAAUUUCAAUGUGCGUGUGUGCUACAUUUUCAUUCAACAUUAUUUUGUGUGAACUAGCAUGUCCUUCUGGAGAUCUACGUGGGAUGAAAAUAGCUCGUGCUGAACUUUGUAUCGUUUUGGAAAAGAAGAUAUUAAAAAUUGCUCCCGGCCGACAAAAGGGGCCCGAUGCAGCUGGAAUCGAUCCACGCGCCGACGAUAGCCCUCGCGGAGCUCGGAAACCUAUCACACACAAAACGGUAUUCCCCCUCGCCCAUGGGGAUCCAGGCGAGGCUGGCUGGCCCGCGCCGCCGUCCCUGCAGCGCCCAAGACCUCAUUUCAGG